Sarcophilus harrisii (Tasmanian devil) is the source of this 1470-nucleotide messenger RNA. RefSeq names its product ras-like protein family member 11A-like. Gene Ontology annotation, molecular function: GTPase activity; GTP binding. The transcript is spliced from 3 exons. The record is from RefSeq and is a predicted model, not a curated record. The coding region runs from base 29 to 766 and encodes 245 amino acids. NCBI's taxonomy places the organism in Eukaryota, Metazoa, Chordata, Mammalia, Dasyuromorphia, Dasyuridae.
AGGCGCUGGAGAGGCCUGACUUCAGGGAAUGCUCAGGUCCUCUGGGGAUCAAAGUGUGGCUUUGCCUUGUUUUACAGCCCUGGUGGUCCGCUUCCUCACCAAGAGAUUUAUUGGCGACUAUGAGGCCAACACCGGCUCCCUGUACUCUCGACAGUUCACCCUUGAUGGGGAAGAAAUCUCUCUCCAGGUUCAGGAUACCCCCUAUGUGGCCCUGGAGGAGAAUAGCGAGGUCAUCAUUUGCCAGGAGCAGGUGAACCGCUCCAUCUAUUGGGCAGAUGGCUUUGUGUGUGUCUACUCCAUCACUGAUCAUGCUAGCUACCGCAUCAUCCGGCCUCUGUACCAGCACAUCCGCAAGAUACAUCCCAAUGCCAACAUCCCCCUGCUGCUGCUGGGCAACAAGGGUGAUCUGCUUAGGGCCCGCCAAGUGUCCUCCGAUGAGGGGGAGCAGCUGGCUGGGGAGCUGGGUGGCAGCUACUCAGAGGUGUCUGCCCGGGAGAAUUUCGACAGCGUGAAUGAUGCUUUCCAGCAACUGUGCCAGCUGGUGGGCCGCGUCGGGGGUGGUGGCGGCAGCCCCAGCGUCGGCCCCAGUGCUAACGCCAAUGCCAACGCUGGUACCUGCGGCAGUGUCUGUGUGGAAAAGCGCAGGGGCCUCCACCUGGCCCGCCCCAAGUCCCCCAACAUGCAGGACCUGAAGCGGCGCCUGAAGCAGGCCCUCUCCUCAAAGAGCAGGUCCGCUACUGCCCCAGCCCCAGCCAACAGCAUAUGAAAAAAUCCUGGCAUGGGGGGGAGGUCCAGCUGGGAGUCCCCGGCUAUUUAUGGUUCUAUUUUGUGUUACUGGCCUUGUGGGUUUGUGGUUGUGUUGUGGUGUGCCCCUUGCAUGUGUGUUUAUGUUCAAUUGGGGGGGAGGGAGGGAAAUCAAGGACCCAAAGGAGAGCUCUGAGCCCAGACAGUUGAAUGCCCAUAGAUUGAGAUACCAGAGUCCUUAAUUUGGGUAAGACAGGACAGGGACCAGAGGAUUUGGAGGAGUAACAGCUGCUUUUUAUGAUAGUGAGAAAUCCCAGUCCUCACAGGAAGUUCAUGAGGUAGGUCCUACAAGGCAUUCUUCCUUGACAGAAGUAGAAACUGAGACUGAGAAAUAGCUUGCUUAAGUUAGUUACUGAGCUCCGACUUAAUCCCAGAUCUUUUAAGUCCAAGUACAGUGCUCUCUUCACUACAUCCCAACUGCCCCAUCCAUGCUUAGGGAACAUCAGUUAGCUUUAGGAGUCACCCCAAUCCUCCCCUUCCCCCCGUUUUAGAGCAGGGACAAGGUAAAUAUUACUGACUGGGAGGGUUCACUGGGGGAGGGGUGUUCCCCCACUGUUCUACAGCAAAUAGAAUGUAAGCUCCCUGAGAGCAAGGGUUAUCUCGCUUUUGUAUUUGUGUUUCCAGUGCCUGGCACGUGGUUGGUGCUUAAUAAAUGUUUAUUGAUUG